Stomoxys calcitrans (stable fly) is the source of this 2191-nucleotide messenger RNA. RefSeq names its product transcription factor grauzone. The transcript is spliced from 5 exons. Lineage: Eukaryota; Metazoa; Arthropoda; Insecta; Diptera; Muscidae. The record is from RefSeq and is a predicted model, not a curated record. Bases 377 to 2107 code for a protein of 576 amino acids. Gene Ontology annotation, molecular function: zinc ion binding. Gene Ontology annotation, cellular component: nucleus.
UAUAUCUCUCUGUUUUUUGGUCGUAUUCUUUGUUUUGUUAGGACCGUUGUUAAAUCCGUUGAAUUUCUGGAUCAAAGCGUAUUAAGACAAUUACGGGUAGAGUUUUAUGUUUAUAGUUGGCCAAUAAACGAUUAUCCUUUCAUAGAUUUAAGAGUUCCUUAGUUGGAAGCAUAAUGUCGGCUUGUCGAUUAGCCGGAACUACUGCAGUGAACUUGUGGUCUUUUUUAUUUGAUGUCUGACAAUGCAAUCUUGCACGACAUAGAUUAUUUGCUGAAAAGUGGAAUCUUUAGUCGUUACCAACCAAAAUCACAACUCUGCUGAUACCAACUGCUACACUUUCCCAUAAUUGCCGAUUGACAUAAAACUUGAGCAAAAAAUGGUGGAAUGUAUACUUUGUUUAAAAUCAACUAACGAGUGGUCCCCAUCCGAAUGUUUACAAGUGGACUCAACACAAUGGGAAGAGUUGGAAAUCAGGAAACUAAUCGACAAGCAUUUGUGGCCUAUAGACACCAUUACCACGCAAUCAUGCCUCUGCCCCAUAUGUUGGGGGGAGUUAAAUGGCUUUCAUCGCUUUUACACCCGCAUAGAAGAGGCUCAUAAUGAUUUCAAAUCCCUGCUUAAAACCGAGACAGAUCCCUUGCAAGAGGAGGAGAAUAAACCAAAGGAUUUACUUUUGGAAAAUCUGCUCGAGCCCGAAAUUGUCAUAGGCCAGACUUUGGACACUGCUAUUGUCAUAAAGGAAGAAAAUGAGGAGACAAUUGUGCGUAAGGAGGAAAGUGACAAUGACAAGGAUCCCGAUUUUAUGGAUGAUGAUGGUGAAUUUAUGAGUGGCGAAACGACUAGUGAAAGUGAUAGCAGCAAGGGCAGUGACAGCGAUGAUGACCUUCCCCUUAUUAAUAGGCGAAGAAAAACUUUGGCUAGAGCGAAAUCAAAAAGAGGCAGUGACUCCAAAAAAGGCGCCGACGACGAUGAUGGCAAUGAAAGCCCCGAUCCUCUAACAACCAAAAGAAGAAAGUCCUCAACCGAUUCCAAAUCUAAUGUCGCUCGAAAAUCGUAUUAUCAGCCCAAAACCAAUCGCUUGGAACAUGAUAAGUUCCUGCAAGAACACUAUAAAAUCACUUGCAACAAAUGCAAUCUGCCUUUUGACACGUUUCCGUUACUUUGCAAGCACUAUAGCAAAGAGCACAAUGAGAGGGGCUUUGUAACAUGUUGCGAAAUGAAAUUUUUCGAUCGAAGUCUGCUGGUGGAUCACAUUAACUUUCAUCUAAAUCCCGAGUAUUUCAAAUGUAAAGACUGUGGCAAAGUCCUAACACAAAGGCGCUGUCUUUGGGCCCACAUGAAAUUGCAUGAGGAGAAGAAAUUCUGCUGCGAUGUAUGCGAUAAGAAGUUUGUACAAAAGUCCAAACUUGAGCGGCAUAAAUUGACACAUUUGCCGCAACAAGAGAAAAAGUUCCCCUGCAACGAAUGUGGCAAAUUCUUUGGCAACGAAUAUGUGCUAACGCAACAUCAACGUGUGGUUCAUCUGAAUAUCUAUGCCAAGGUGUGUGAGAUUUGUGGUCAAACUAUGCCAGACUCAAAUUCAUUUAAACGCCACAUGGAAAAGCAUGAGUCGGUCAGUGAAAUUAAAUCGGCCACCCCCACUUCCACGGUCAAAUGUGAUGAUUGUGGCCUUAUACUGGCUGGGCCGCUUAACUUAAAACGCCAUAGAGAUCUACAACAUCCGGUGGGUGGUAAACGCGACUACACCUGUCACAUAUGCAGGAAAAUUUCACCUAAUCUAAGAGCUCUCAAAAAGCAUAUACGAUGUACCCAUGAAAUGGGCUACAAUUACAAGUGCAAUCUGUGCGAGAAGGCAUUUAAGAGAUCGGACAAUUUAAAGGCGCACAUGAGCACACAUACUGGCACACCGCUGUAUUCCUGCCCUUGGUGUCCCAAGACAUUUAACUCAAAUGGCAAUAUGCAUAAUCAUCGAAAGAAAGCUCAUCCUGUUGAGUGGGAAGAAGCUCGACGCAAAAAGUAUUCUGGCAAUUUACCGCCUAAUUUUAAACCGCCUACUACUACAAACAACUCUCACUACUUUCCAUUACCAGCAACAAAUAUGAAUUAGAAAUAGAAUAAGACAACUAGUUAUAAUAUUUUAAAUACAAUUAUGUUAAUUGGUAUACAAAACAUUUCGGCUGCUUUAACCUAA